UGACACAACUUACAAUUUUUAAAACAGUCUUGUCUAUUGCUAUCUUUAAAAUCACCGUAGCAAAUAUGUUUUCUGAAAUGAUUUUUUGUUUCAAUUAUUGAUUUUGACAAUUAAUAAUGACCGAUUUUAUCAUUAUGAUGUCAUGUUAUCAUGUAAUAUUAUUUGGAGAUUCAUAAGGUCAUUGGAGUAAAUGUAAGAGGGAAGUAGGGAUAGCAGUAAUAUGCUGUGUAGGUGUAGUAAUCACCGCCAAAUUGAACGUUCUAUUCUCAAGGAAGUAUGUGAAAGCCAUGUGUGUAACAUGUGAAAGCCAUGUGUGUAACAUUUGGGGUCAAGUGUUUGUAUGCUGACUAUAAAAUGCAACAAAACUUAACCUCAUUUGAAAUUUAUACAUGUGUCAUUAGCAACACAAGAAAACGCACAUUGAUCAGAAACUAGGAUAUAUGAAUAUGGACUUUAUCUUUCUGUGAUUGGCUUUCUUCUGUUAGAUUCACUUCGAUUUAUAUCGUCAUAUACAUUGUCUGACGUGUUUCAUACCAAUUGUUAGACCAUUCUUUACACACUGAUUUUGACUACGGAUUACUACGUUUACCUGAUCAAGACAUGGGGAUCACUCCGGAUGUGACCGGUCGACACUGGAUGUUUACUCCUCCUAGGAACUUAGUCCCACGACUGGGUUAGUGUGGUAGCAACAUGAAAAUCACGGGUCUUUCGGAUAUGGCCCUGAAAACGGAGGUCCAUUGUCGCUGCAGGUGAUGCCAUAUCAACAAACCCACACAGCCCUGGGCGUACAGAGGAUGGACAGAAGGGAAAAUAAAUAUAAUAACUGAGGGAUAACGUGUAGAAGAAACUCAUCAGAGAUAACGGAGUCACUGCAAGAGCAAACCCAUUCCUUUCCAAGAAUCUCAGAUCCUCUAUCAGCUAUAGCACCUACUCCUUCUUCAUCUAGCCACGAAAACAGGAGGAUAGAAGUACUAUGACCGAGAGACAAGGUACAAAAGGAUAUCACCAAAUGUCACUACAAGAGAGGAUUGAUACCACUUCAAGAAACUUCGAUCCUCUCGGAAUCAACUUUGAUCGUCCGAAGUACCCUGCGUAUGCGGAAGUGGCGACAAGAAUAACUUCUUUCAAAGACUGUCCAUCAAGUAUGAAGCAUAACCCAUGUGACUUUGCUCUGGCAGGAUUCUUGUACACAGGAUCUCAUGACUACAUUCACUGUUUCCAUUGCGGUGGUAAAUUAUCUGACUGGAGAUCAGUAGAUGAGCCUUGGACAGAGCACGCACGUAGGUUUCCUACGUGUGGUUUCCUGAGACAGAAAAAGGGUGAUGAGUUUAUAGCUGUAGUGCAGAUUCGACAUCCGACAGAGUGGCCACUCAGUGUAGCAGCUAUGGAGUCUACAGAGAACGCACCAGCUCUCCAAAGAAACGAGAACACGUCCACAGCAUCGGGAUACACAACCGAUACCGACAUUUACAACUUGUCUUCUGUUCAAAGUGUUUUAGAAAUGGGUUACUCUCGGCAGAUAGUGAAGGAAGUUGUUGAUCAGCUGAAACUUGCUAAACAUAUCAAAGAUAUCUCAGGAAGAAACUUGAUCGAAAUGGUUUUGUCCAAUGAGGAAAACAGAACACGGUUAGACAUCCCUCCUCCGUCUAUCAAUACAACACAUCAGACAGGACAUUAUGCUGGACCUGAACCCAACCCAGUCGUGAAUGAAAGAAACACAGAUAGGAAUUAUAUUAGGAGGAGAUUAAGUGUUUCACCGUCUAUUCUAUCUGAAGCAAACUCGGAAACUCGUUUGCUCAUCCUGACUGAAGAAAACAAAAAUUUGAGGGAUCUCCGACUUUGUAAAAUCUGCCAGGAGAACUACGCGUCUAUUGCCAUGUUGCCUUGUGGUCAUCUCUGUUGUUGUGCAGACUGCGCUCCGGCCAUGAGGAAGUGUCCGAUAUGUCGACAGUUCGUGACGGGAACUGUCAGGAUAAGGGUGUUUUGAGGACUUGUGUACGAAAACCGAUUUCUUGAUUACUUUAUAAUGUAUUUUCAUAUUUACAAAUUUAUACAAACCCUUUUCUAUAAUUCUAAUAUCCAUUGUUUUAUCUAUCAAAAAUAACACUCAUACUUUGUUAAAGAAGUCACCUCAUGCGCCAUUUGUAAACUUUAUUUUGACUUCCUGUGAUCGGUACCAUUUUAUAAAAUCAAUUCCGUAUGGUCGAUCGGAAUCAAUAAAAUCCAAUAGUCGUUAAAAUGUAUCGAUUCACUGAUUCUAAUUAUUGUUCAUUGAAGUAUAAAUAGGCUGCUUUCGGUCAUUUAUCGGGGAGCUAUCCGGCAGAACACUCCCUACAGAUGCUGAUUCAGCACCUCUUUUUUGAUACUCUGCUACUUUCAUUUUUGGUUAGAUUUUUAGGCAGAUGAUUUUUCAACCCAUUCGUAUUUUUGAUAUAUUUCUCAGGAGUUUCUGUGAUUUAUAGAUUGUAUCUUGUUUAACGUCUCUCUCGAGCAUUUUUCACUCAUAUGGAGAUGUCACCAAGACCAGUGAAGGGGUUCAAAUUUAGGCCUUUGCUCGGCGCUUACUGCCAUUGAGCAGUGAGGCUUCUUUAGCGUGCCACGCCUACUGUGACACGGGACAUCCGUUUUUAAGGUCAUCUCCGGGGAUCCGUGAUAUUCACACUUGAUGCUGAGCGUUUGGCGAUGGACCUGUCACUACCAGUUAUAACGACUUACUGUGUAGAGUGGAUUGAAACAUACUUUAUGAUAGACCAAUCAGAUGGUGUGAUUCUUAUCCAAUCAGCACCGUACAGCCAUCCAAUCUCAAUCGUAGUACCUACCCUAGUCCUUGUUGCGCCCGUGGGAACAUAGGGUAAGGACUAGUUUCUUCCACUCCUCUCUGUCUUUAGCAGUCUUUUCAAUUUCACCCCAGGUCAUGCCAACCUCUCUCAUUUCUGUUUCAACGGUCCUCCUCCAGGUGGUCUUUGGACUGCUUUCUUUUUCCUUCUGGAGUCCAUCGAAAUGAGACCCUAGUGAUGUCAUUGAUGGGUUUCCGUAAGACAUGCCCAAUCCAUCUCCAGCGGUAUUUCAUAAGUAUGUUGCGCAUGUCUGAGGAUUUUGUUUUUGCAUGUAAAUUCUCACUUGAGAUUUUUUACGCCAAAAUAUCUUGCAGAUCUUUCGGAGACAUCCAUUGUGGAAGCUUGAUAUUUUAUUAAUGUCUUUCUCCGUCAUCCUCCAACAUUCCGCUCAGUACAACAGAACUGACAGGACACAGCUGUUGUAUAACCUCAUCUUGGUGUUCUUGCUUAUGCUGUUUAACUUCCAGAUGUUCCUAAGAUUGAUAAAGGCACCUCUUGCUUUUCCUAAUCUUGCCUUGAUGUCUUCUUCCGCACGACCAUCUGUUGUAACAAUGCUACCCAGGUAUGUAAAUGAUCUUGUACUUUCCAGGUUCUUACCAUUAAUCUGUGUGGAUGCUUGAUAUUCAAAGACAUAACUUCUGUUUUCUUUAUGUUGAUGUUCAAUCCAAUUUUGCUGGCAUUAGAUUGCAGGUUUGAUGUCUUUCUCUGCAUGUGUUCCUCAAGGUGUGACUGUAGGGCAAGGUCAUCUGCGUAGUCAAGAUCUUCUAGAUUGGAAAAUAGGGUCCACCUGAUGCCGAUGUUGUUUCCACUCAGGGUUGAUCGCAUUACCCAAUCUACUGCAAUCAAAAAUAGGAGGGAUGACAUUACACAGCCUUGUCUUACCCCAGAUUUCACGAGGAGGCUUGUGUCUGGUUCUCUGCCAACAGUGCAUCUGAACUCGGAGUAGAAAGCUUUAAUUAACUCCACUAUCUUAGCUGGUAUUCCAUAGUGUCUUAAGAUCUUCCAUAAGCUUUCUCUGUGGAUACUGUCAAAGGCUUUCUCAAAAUCGACAAAGUUGAUAAUUAAUUGCCUCUGCCACUCUGUGCAUUGCUCUAUGAUGUUUCUGAGUGUGAACACCUGGUCACAGCAGCUCUUUCCUUUUCUAAAGCCUGCCUGUUCGUCUCACAGUUUGCUAUCUCAAUCGUAGUAUAAGUAGCCAAUCAUAGGGUCCAGAGGGUAUAAAUAGAGCUGUCCUUUCAUCACCAGUUAGUCUGUGGGUAUUCGAACUUGACUGAAGUCCUUUGACUGGUAAUAUUGAGUAGGUAUUCAGGACAAGCUUGGGUUGUGUCGGAAAGCAACAUAAUUGUUAGCUAGGCCUCUUAGCACCUACGAUUGGUCUUUUUUGUCUGUGACUUUAGAAUUGCGUCUUGAUGACUUGUAUCAGGGAUAGUGUCUCGGUGACUUUCCCAGGUGAUGGGACUAAGACGGUAGAUAGAGUUUAGGUUAGGUGACUGCAGACUAUGUCGGGAAACAACAGAAUUGUUACGUUAUACCACUGUAGGGUCCUCAAAGCAUGUUCACAGAAUUAGUAAUGGUGAUAUAUUUCUUUGAAGUUCGUUUAAUGUUAAGUAGUUUUACUUGAUCAGCUGAUUUUUGUAACACGUAUUUGUAUACGGUCCCCUAACGUUAUGAAGUUAAUGUUUAGCGGUUUUGUCCUUUUUCUCGAUCAAACUGUAUUGUUUUAAGUAACUAAUAGUUUUAUCGAGUUAUCUUGAAGUUAAUUCUUUACUCGUGUCCUAUAUAAAAGGUACAAGCAAUUUUUCUUUUGUUUACCUUGUUACAUGCUUCGAUGGCGCCAUAUGUUUUACUUUCUAGUUAUGGAGCGCCACCUGUAUAAUUUAUUCAUGUGAACCCAGGUCACCGUAUCGUCUGUAUAAGUCACAACGUUUCACAUUGACUGAAUCUAUGAAAGUACAUUUAUUUCUACGUAAAUUAUUGUUAAUAUGUGUGCAUUGAUAUGUAAUUUAAAUGUUCCGUGCACAUGGUAUUUUUACAUUUAUAAUUGUUUAUACAUGUUAAAGUUAAUAGUGUUUACCGGUGAAGUUUGUCAACAGUAGAAUUUCCCGUUGAGUAACUAUAGGCGAGCGUGCGUUGCCCCGUUGGUUUCUGUUGGGUAUAUAAGUAAACGCAACGCUCAACAAAGGGACUCCUCCACUUUUAUUUGAACAGAUAGGUCACGUUAUUUUAUUUGAGGUAAAUUAUAAAGUUUUAUAGUAAUUUUUAACUGAAGUAAAGUGGGUUAUUCCCAAUUUAUUUCAAGUAAUUAAAUUUAUAUUACAAAUUCAUUGGGUUAUUCCUGAUUUAUUUGUGAUAAAUUCAGAUGUUAGGAAUUCUAGUUAAAGUUUAAAUUUACAGUUACCGAAUUUCUAGUAUAACAGAAAAACUGGGUCAUUCCUAGAUCACUGCUUAGUAAACACUUUUAUGUUAGAUAGGAAAACUAAUUUGGGUAAUUCCUGAAUUUCAGUUUAAGUGAUUUUUAUCAUUUUGAUUUUAUUCAGAAACUUGUAGGUUUAUUAGGUAGAUAUCAGAUUUAGGUAAUUCCUGGAUCUGUAGAAUUAUCUUGGUGAUUCCAAAGGAUAAUUUACGCAUAGGGCGUUUGUAUUUCUAUAGUUAAGUAGGUCAGUAUUACUAAACAUUAGUUAUUUAGCAUAUUCUGGGUUAUUCCUAGUAUUGCUCAAGUAAAGUUAGAGUAGUUUUAGUACUUUUAACCCGGUUAUUCUAGGUUAAAAGUCACUUAAAGUCCCUAUAUAAUAGAAGGUUGUGCUACCAUUUCAUAUACUAAGGUGAGUCCAUGGUAUAUCAUAAGUUAUUGUGUGUAUGCUAUAUAUAGUAGCAAACAAUAAACAGUCUUUAUUUCAAAAUUAUUGAGGAUUAAUUUUUUUUUUUUUUUUUUUUUACAUAUUACAUAAAAGAAUACACAUUCAGAGAUAUAAACAUAAUCCGGUUAUUCCAGUUUCGGCAUGAUUCAAAGUUGAGUUAUUCUCAACUAAACAUACAUUGUUCUUCAAGAUUCGACCGGGUUAUUCCCAGUUGAAUCAUCUAUUCGUAAAUUCGAUUGGGUCUUCCCGUCGAAUGGUCUGGGGUACCCUGGGGAGAUCGAGGGAACCCCACUAGACCGUUACACUACUUAGUCUGUAGACAUUUAAGUUAUAUUUGUGAUUUCUCGUAUUGAUUCGUCUGAUUAUUCUUUACUACUAGUUCGUGGUUUGUUUGAUAAUCAUCCAAGUGGGACCAAGGAAAAUAUUAUUCCGGGUUUUAGCUAGUUGUCUAACCAGGUUUAUUUAUUAACGUUAAGGGCAUUGUUCUUGUUUGUCUGCAGCGACGAUAGUGUCGUACAACCAGACACUCGGCUGUCUCCGUAAAUCUCUGACGAGCAGAGAGUCUGUUAAGACACGCGAUAAUAACUGUUACCGCUAGGGAGCGCUAAUUUAGUUUCCAUUGGAUUCUCUCUGACAUAAACAGUCAAUUCCGAAAUUUGAUGCUAAUUAGUUAAUCCUUCAUUAGUGAUACUAAUGGGAAAAUCAUUAUUACAUGUACAAUAAAAAAUUACGCUCUUUGUCAACUGGAAAUUGUACUUUCACUUUUGCCUCCUAAAGUAAUUUUGAUAAAACGGUUUUACCAUUUCCCGUCGGUAGAACAGCAAUAAAUCCUUUCCUUUUACAAAAGUUUUUAUAAACACUCUAGUUGUAAAUCCUUAAGCUAAAACGGCAAAUUCAAUCUAUUACAAAUUUCUUCGGUAGUCGUUAUUUUGAAGAUGUGUUGAAUCAACCAAUCAAAUUAAAUACCGAAAUUUUGGUAAGCCUCGUUCUGACGUUACAAACGUUAUCGCGUGUCUUUACUAGACUCUCUGCUCUUCGGAUAUUUAUGGAAAAAGCAGAGCGUCUGGUUGCACGAGACUACAGCGACGAUAGUAGUGAUAAAUUGGUUCCCUGUUGAUCUCGCUUAUCUACAGGUACAACAGGUAAGCGCCAAUUUUUGACGGCCAGGAUUCGGGCUGUAUCGUUAUUUCACAAGUAUAACGAGAGUUCCUUUCAAAACAACAACGACGCUAACUUUGACGUCACAGUCGUCUACACUACGUUACGAAUACAGUGAAGUAGGCCUAUGCAGCGCGAAAUUUCGUAACGUAGCACAGUAGACUUUGACGUCAUAACUAGACAUUCUACCAUUCUACAUUCUACGACUCUAUUAUUCGGAAUCUCUCUAGUGAGACAUAAAAAUCAACUGACCAAUAAAAUCGGCUCAUUUGGGCUAACCAAAGUACCGCUUACCCGUUGUUAUGUGUAGCAUCAAUCAACGCGGAACUAGUUUAUAGUAGUGACAGCAAGUGUAUUAUUUCUUAGGAAAGAAACCUUGAGAAGCGAACUCAAAUAAUCAUUCUAUUCAUUUGUUAAGUAAAUACGUUACAUUAUUUCCAUUUUUUCUAAAUUCAUUUUUCUAUCAUCAACACUUUUAAAAACAAUUUAAUAUUCAUUUUCUUUUAUCAAAAAUCAUUAUUAAUCCAAAUGUUUGUAGUCAACAUAAUCACAUUCAAAGAAUCACAUUCACAGAAGUCGUAUGAUUGACAGCUGAUAAAUUAAUUGCUGGUCUCUGGAGUUAUUCAACUCUAUGUAUAGGACUUGUUAUGCAUGAUUUGUAAGUAUUCAUUAUUUGAUCAUCUUUGCAAUCAUCUCAUUGUUGAUCAUUAGUGACAUUUUUUAUCAUCCCCUUCAUUGUUUUGCUAUCAUGUUUAAUUUUUUUUAAGUUUGAUUCUUUUAUUUUUCAUAAAUAAAUCCUAUCAACAAUUU
Molecule: messenger RNA, 7663 nt
Organism: Ostrea edulis (European flat oyster)
Lineage: Eukaryota; Metazoa; Mollusca; Bivalvia; Ostreida; Ostreidae
Product: baculoviral IAP repeat-containing protein 2-like
Exons: 6
Coding region: 974-1987 (337 amino acids)
Biological process (GO): regulation of cell cycle
Cellular component (GO): spindle microtubule; cytoplasm; nucleus
Source: RefSeq, a predicted model, not a curated record